Molecule: messenger RNA, 1941 nt
Organism: Closterium sp. Naga37s-1
Lineage: Eukaryota; Viridiplantae; Streptophyta; Zygnematophyceae; Desmidiales; Closteriaceae
Source: the annotation of a GenBank genome assembly
AUGGCUUCCGUUGCAGAAAUGACUCCUCCCAUCAACCCGACUUCAGCUCCUCGUGGUAGUUCCGUCGUGUGCGAGAGCACUCUCCUGUACAUCAUGGACAGUGACCACGCCGUGUUCAAGCACUUCAAGGUUGCUGUGGGUGUGGAUAACGCCCUCACCGCGUCCAAGGUAUGCGCUUAUUGUGCAUUCAAGUUCAACGGCGGGAUGUACCGGUGCGCCCAGCACAUCACCGGCUGGAACGGCAUGCGGCGUCGUGAAGUGCGCUUGUGCUCCGACGCGCCGAAGUCGGCGCGUGAUGGCAUCAAGGCGGUUUACGAGGACAAGCAGAAGGCCCGCGACAACAAGCGAUCGGCGGAGCGAUCCGCUAUUGCCGCGGUUUCCAACUCUGCGGGCGCGCCAAAAAAGAGUCGCAUGACGGACUUCUACGGCGAUGAAUCUACGUGCGCUAAGAAGGAGGCGGAUGACUCAAUUUGCCUUCUCUUCGCGGCCCUCCGUCUUCCCGAGCAUCAUGCAGACCACCCACUGUGGCGCAACGCGGUUUCCUGCAUCGCACGCGCGGGUGGUUCAUACAUGCCACCGAAGCGACGCUUCAUCGGAGGAGCCGGCCUCCGAAACUGCCGGCAACGCAUCGAGGUCGCUCUCGCGCCGAUCGCCGCAAGCUGGCGCCGUAACGGCGUCACCAUCGCUUCAGACAUGAUGACCGACGCCUCGGGCCGCCCACAAGCAAACGUGCUGCUCAUAAACGACAGCGGUGCCGUCUUCACCGAAGCGGUCGACACACAGAUGGAGAUGAAAACAGGCGGCUACAUUGCGGGGAUGUUGAGGCCGAUCAUUAAAAAGGUGGGAGCCGAGAACGUGGUGGCACUCUGCAUGGAUGGAGGCUCGAACUACGCUGCGGCAUGCCGGGAACUCAUGGUGGAGUUCCCACACCUCGAACAAGUCCCGUGCGCGACCCAUGUCCUCGAUCUCCUCAUGGAGGACAUUGGGAAGAUGAAUUGGGCAAGGGUGGUGGUCACGCGGGCGGCCGAGAUCAUAAACUUCGUUCGUAGCCACCACUUCACGCGUGGCUACUUGCGGAGCCCCCUCGUCAACGACGGCAAAGGCAAGCAGGUUCUCAAGCCUGCGGGGACCCGCUUCGGGACCCAGUUCAUCACGGUCUCACGCCUGGUCGAGCUCCGCAUGUCUCUGCUGCAGAUGGUCUUGAGCGAGGAAUGGCGGCCUUGGGCGACAGGGGGAAGGAGGGCGAGCGCGGAGGUGUUUCACGGGUACAUCCUCGACUCGGAAUGGUGGAAGGUGGCCGAAUUCUUCACGGUGCUGAUGGAGGCUCCCUUCAAGGUGAUGCGCGCCACGGACGGCACCGCCAAAGGGAUGAUGGGGCGGCUUUACGACUUGAUGCUGCAGCUCACCGAGGAUGUGCACGACAUCCUCGAGGCGAAGGGCGACGAGUUCCUGACGCGGGGGGAGAUGGGGGAGAUCAGGAAGAUUGUGAAGGCAAGGUGGGAUGAGGGUUUGGCAUGCCCCAUGCAUGUGGUUGGCCGAAUUUUAAACCCGGCCAACCAGGAGGAGGGCAUUUUCCGCAACGACGUGGAGUGCACCCGUGUUCUGAAAGCCUACAUCUCCAAGCACUACGACGAUUUCACCAUCACAAGCAAGGAUGGUGAAGAGCGUCGUGCCUCCCUUGUCUUGCAGGAAGGGCUCACGGCAUUCCUGAACCUGGAGGGGAGUUUCGGCAUGCCUGCAGCGAUUGCUGAUCGCGAAGCUGUGAAAGCAGGGACCCACACUGCUCUCCAGUGGUGGGAGUGGCACGGGACGGACUACCCUCACUUGGCGACGCUCGCAUGCCGCUCGCUCACGCAGCCCGGGUACAAGGUGGCAGAAGAGGGGUGGGAGGAGGAGGCGGACCAGGGGGAGGAUGUCAUCAUGAACGAUGAGUAUGAGUAG